This is a messenger RNA of Hemisphaericaspora subhashii, 849 nucleotides long. Its product is annotated as prohibitin family protein. Bases 1 to 849 code for a protein of 282 amino acids. Gene Ontology annotation, cellular component: mitochondrion; membrane. Lineage: Eukaryota; Fungi; Ascomycota; Pichiomycetes; Serinales; Debaryomycetaceae. Gene Ontology annotation, biological process: mitochondrion organization. The record is from RefSeq and is a predicted model, not a curated record. The transcript has a single exon.
AUGUCACAAAGAAUUGCAGAUAUUAUUUCUAAGAUUGCCGUUCCAGCCGGUGUAGCUAUCAUGUUAGCUCAAUCAGCAAUGUAUGAUGUUCCAGGUGGUAAACGAGCAGUUAUAUUUGAUAGAUUACAAGGGGUUCAACAAACUGUUGUUGGAGAAGGUACUCAUUUUUUAAUUCCAUGGUUACAAAAAGCAAUUGUAUUUGAUGUUAGAACUAAACCAAAAACAAUUGCCACUACUACUGGUUCAAAAGAUUUACAAACUGUUUCAUUAACUUUAAGAGUAUUAACGAGACCUGAAGUACGUCAAUUACCUAAGAUUUAUCAAAGUUUAGGUUUAGAUUAUGAUGAAAGAGUCUUACCUGCUAUUGGUAAUGAAAUCUUGAAAUCUAUUGUUGCACAAUUCGAUGCUGCUGAAUUAAUUACUCAAAGAGAAGUUGUAAGUGCAAGAAUCAGACAAGAAUUAUCUAGAAGAGCUAAUGAAUUUAAUAUUCAAUUGGAAGAUGUUUCAAUUACUCAUAUGACUUUUGGUAGGGAAUUCACCAAAGCUGUUGAACAAAAACAAAUUGCUCAACAAGAUGCUGAAAGAUCGAAAUAUUUGGUUGAAAAGGCUGAGCAAGAAAGAAAAGCAGCAGUUAUUAGAGCUGAAGGUGAAGCUGAAGCUGCUGAUGUUGUUUCCAAGGCAUUGGCUAAAGCCGGUGAUGGUUUAUUGAUGAUUAGAAGAUUAGAAGCUUCUAAAGAAAUUGCUCAGACUUUAGCACAUUCUCCAAAUAUCACUUAUUUACCAAAUGGUAAAGGUGGUGAAGGAGAUGAAGGAUCCAAAAAUUCAUUAUUAUUAAACAUCGGUCGUUAA